Molecule: messenger RNA, 2008 nt
Organism: Pararge aegeria (speckled wood butterfly)
Lineage: Eukaryota; Metazoa; Arthropoda; Insecta; Lepidoptera; Nymphalidae
Product: prostaglandin reductase 1-like
Exons: 2
Coding region: 101-1111 (336 amino acids)
Biological process (GO): prostaglandin metabolic process
Cellular component (GO): cytoplasm
Molecular function (GO): 15-oxoprostaglandin 13-reductase [NAD(P)+] activity; 2-alkenal reductase [NAD(P)H] activity
Source: RefSeq, a predicted model, not a curated record
UAUUAAUACUUAGCGUGCUUGUUUGUACACAGUGCUGUGUGGUUCGAGAUAACGCGCUAUCCUGCCUUGGGAUUGAGAGCACAACACUUUGGCAAUCAAUAUGGUUAAAGCGAAGAAAUGGGUCGUCAAAAAAUACUUCGACGGGGUUCCCAAGAAAUCAGACUUUGAAAUCGUCGAAUAUGAACUACCAUCCCUGGAAGGUGGUGAGAUUUUGCUAAAAACUGAAUGGAUCAGCGUAGAUCCUUACCUGCGGGCGUACAACAAGAACAUUCCUAUUCCCUACGAUCAAUUCAGUUUCCAGGUUGGAGUGGUUCAAGAGACUAAGAAUCCCAAAUACCCAGUAGGUACCAAAGUCGUCACCCACAAAGGAUGGUGCGACUAUGUCAUCGUGAAAGAAACGCAAAUUGAGAUUGGUCAAUUCCCCAAAGAGUUAACGUACAAGUUACCUGAUCUACAAGGUCUGUCUCCUUCAUUAGGAGUAGGUGCAGUCGGAAUGCCCGGAGUAACAGCAUAUUUUGGAUUUCUAGAGCUUUGUCAGCCUAAAGCUGGAGAAACAGUCGUUGUGACUGGAGCCGCAGGUGCUGUGGGAUCCCUAGUAGGUCAGAUUGCAAAGAUCAAGGGUUGCAAGGUCAUCGGCUUUGCUGGUUCAGAAGAGAAAUGCCAAUGGUUAGAAAAGGAGCUCGGCUUCGACAAAGCUUUGAAUUACAAAAAGGUCGAUGCACAGUCAGCUUUGACAGUGGCUGCUCCUCAAGGAGUAGACUGUUACUUCGACAACGUUGGUGGCGAACUGAGCAGUGUCAUCAUUGGCCAAAUGAAUAUGAGAGGGAGAGUGGCUGUAUGCGGUAGUAUUAGCGCUUACAACGACAAACAAUUGCCGAAAGCUACGAUAUUACAGCCAUCUAUCGUGUUCAAGGAAUUGAAGAUUGAAGGUUUUAUUGUUUGGCGUUGGAUUGACCGCUGGUCCGAAGGAUUUACUCAAUUGGUCUCUUGGAUAAAGAGCGGUCAAUUGAAGCCCGCAGAACACACGACCGUGGGUUUUGAUAAACUCUUUGACGCGUUUAUUGGAAUGUUGGAGGGACAGAACACCGGCAAAGCUGUGGUUAAAGUGUGAACUCCUAAUCAAAUGACAUACAAACAAACACGUUCAGUCUGCAAACGCGGUAGCACGCAAUUUUAUGAUUUAGUUGCAGCAAAUCAUAAGACCUGCCCAAACCGCGUCUUUUCAUUGUGCUGUGCAAGUAAAUGCACGCUCCGCAAACGCGGGUUUGGCCUUAGCUUUUAAAUACUUUUAUUAUUUACUUUAUUUUUAUAAAAUAAAUUGACCUAUAAUCGAUUUUGACACAUUUUCUCAGUGGAACUAUUAUUUUUUUUUUUGUAAUAAUUUGUAUCUUUCUUUAUACAUGUCUAUAGAAUUGGUCAGAAGCACUCACAUUUAAUACGAUUUUUGACAAGAUCUCCUAGUGUUACUUUUCAAAGGAACAAAUUCAACUUUGGAGAUAAGAUAAGAUUUAAGCUUCAGUCACAUGUAGCGAGUUCUUUUGUAGUGAAUAAAAUUACUUUAACAAACAACGACCGAUGACACUUCAUCCCAAGAAGGACUAGAGCUAUACAAAUAUUCGACCUUUCACUAUAGGUCUACGUAGAAGUAAUAAAUUGUAGGCCAACAUUUGAAUCAAUAAUAAAUAAUUGCCAAUUAUGCUAACCAGGGAAGCUAUUUCAUAGAAAAUCUGUCUUAUUAAUUUAUGUGAUUGGAAAAUUUACAAAAAGUGGAAGUAACACUAAGAAAUUUUAUAAAUUUCGGGCCAAUUUUACUAUUGAAUUGAAUACUUUGCUGAGAUAAUAGUUUAAAAUUUUAAGAUUUGUUGUAUAUAUAGGAAAUCUUUCAAAUCAAAAAAGGUUGGGCAGUGUUACCGAAUAACGAAAUAAUGUUGAAGGAUGCCUAAGUAUAUUUUAUAAUGAAUCACCCAGAAAAAAUAUAAAUCAAAAGAAGCAUAUUUAUUUUUUAAUA